AGUAGAGAGAAGUAAAAGGUGAGGCAGACGUCCUGUGUUACGGUCACAUCACAACGGUUUUACACAUAAAACGGGAAAUCCGUUUUGAUACCGUUGUGUUGUGAUCUCUGUAGAUCCAAGAUGAGCAAAUACAACGAAUAUAUCAAGGCCAUACUAACAGAAGUGGAAAGUUUUCUUGUGGAAAGCAUCAAGUCUGUGGCAUUAUCCAAAUCUGCAGAGAAACAGAAACAGUCUAUUCUAGACAAGUUGGAUGUUCUGAGAGUGGAGUACCCCAAUCUUUUGCCAGCCAAGCCAGGGCCAGUUAACCCCAAAACAACCACAGAUGAUGACUCUGGUAACACAGGAAGUAGUUUGGAGGAUGGAGAGGAAUCAGCAUACAGCGAAAAUAUCGCCAAUCUCUCUGCUGGGGAAGCAUUGGCUGGCUGCACAAGAAGUGGAAUGCUACUGAAGAAACGCAAAGCUGGAGAUCUCAGGUCCAAACUGAAUCCUUUCCAGAAGAGAUGGUGUAUUAUAAAACACAACAUAUUUUAUUACUAUGAAAAGUCAUCUGACAAACAGCAGAAAGGAGCAUUUUCUCUUGCAGGUUACCAGUUUCGAGAGGCACCAUAUUUGGUGAAGGAGGCAAAUAAAAAAGAUCUGAGUUUCCAGUUGUAUUGCUUGGGCAAUAGGACUUAUGAGUUCUUAGCAGCAAGUAAGCAGGACAUGGAAGAAUGGAAACAGGCUGUUGAGAGCAGUAUCAAGGAGAAAGCCAACACAACACCACCAGCUGUUCAAGACACAUCAUCACAUAUGGAGGAUCAUGAUGAAAUUUAUGAACCAAUAGAAGACCAUAUCAUUGAACCUAGUUCCAGUCCUUCAACAGGGUAUGAGCCUUCUUCUGACGAUUCAUUCAGACCCAGCUCUAUUUAUGAGGAAGCUGUCGGUAACACCACAUCCACCCCAAUAAAGCCUCCAGAAAUCGUCCCCAGGGAUAGACGCCCACCCCCUGCUGAGCCUAAACGUGAUCUCCCAGACAGCAAGAACUGGAAAAUCGGAGUGGCCAAUGAUUACAUGAACAUGUACUAUGGCAAGUGGGACUGUAAAGCUGAUGCAGACAAUGAACUGGCCUUCAAACAAGGGGACAUCAUCCAUGUACUGAGCAAAGAGUAUGAUGCUAAAUCUUGGUGGAUCGCUGAACUUAAAGGAAACAUUGGGCUGGUUCCUAAGAAGUACCUUGUUGAGGCAUAUGAGAGAGUUACUGAUUAAGAUGCUUGUCAUCCAGUGUUUUCUCAC
Molecule: messenger RNA, 1272 nt
Organism: Liolophura sinensis
Lineage: Eukaryota; Metazoa; Mollusca; Polyplacophora; Chitonida; Chitonidae
Product: src kinase-associated phosphoprotein 2-A-like
Exons: 8
Coding region: 121-1245 (374 amino acids)
Cellular component (GO): plasma membrane; cytoplasm
Molecular function (GO): protein binding
Source: RefSeq, a predicted model, not a curated record